AAGUAUAAAGCCUGAGAUCAAAGUUCAUAUUGGUCUGUGUAAUGAUUUAUAUCUCAAGAGAUCACCAUAUACUAAAAGGGAAAAUGAGACUGUAGCUGCAUGUGAAAGCAGACUUACUAUAUUUUGGUCAGUUCAGAUGCCUUGUAGGUCUGAAUCUGUAUGGUCUUUGACCCCAGGGCAUUGGCAUUCAGUUAUUCCUCACACGGCACAGUCGUUAAGUGAAUGAGGAAUUCAAUGCACUUAGGACUGCAUUGCUGAGUUUGAGGAAGCAAACAAUUAGGGAUGAAGCUUUUCAGUGUGACUCUACUGAUUUUUUCUGGUUUUAUGAAGACCACAUCAGCGCAUUUGAAAGUAGUUGGUCCAGCUGCUCCCCUUGUUGCUGAAGCUGGUGAAGACAUGGUGCUACCCUGUUCUAUCCAGCCUAAUAUCAGUGCUGAGGACAUGACGGUGGAGUGGUUCAGGCUGCAUCUGACAGAUACAAUAGUGCAUCUCUAUGAGGCUUAUGAAGACAAAAAUGAGAAGCAGGUGGAGUCAUACAGAGGGAGAACAGCUCUGUUUAAAGAAGAGCUGCAGAAAGGCAACACCUCGCUGAAACUCUCAAAGGUCCAACCAUCCGAUGAAGGAGGUUACAAGUGUUUUGUUGAGUCCAGCUCCUGGUAUGAUGACGUAACUCUUUAUGUUGAAGUUAAAGGAAAGGGUUUUCAUGCUUGGAAGAUUGCAAUCAUCUGCAUUUCUGUUUUUUCCAUCAUAUUAAUUUCAGUCACAGCUUUCAUCUUACAAGAUAAAUUCUCAGAAAAGAAGCUUUCUCCUGCACAGUGUUCAGCCAUAGCCUACAUGCGGCUCAAGUCAGAGUAUGUGCGGAAAGAGUUGGAUUUGAAGAAAUACAACACAUCAGAGGAAGGUUACAAGAGACUGAUCCCAGCUAUAACAAACUGCAGAAAAGCUCAAUUAGCUGGGUGUAAUCUCUCUGGACUGUCAAUUGAAACUUUGAGUGCAACUCUACAAUCAGCAAACUUAUCUCUGAAGAACCUGGACCUCAGUAACACCAACUUGCAAGAAUCAGUGGUGCAGCUCUCUGCUGGACUGAAGAGUUCACACUGUAAAGUGGAAAUACUCAAACUUGCUAAGUGUAAACUUGGCAAACAGUCUUGUGACAUCCUGCUGUCAGUUUUACAAACAGAAAACUCUUCCUUAAAAGAACUGGAUCUCAAUAGCAAUGACCUGCAUGAUUUAGGAGUGGAUUCAUUCUCUGAUGGACUGAAAAGUUCAAAUUGUAAGCUGGAGAUACUCAGGUUAGGCUGCUGUAAUCUCACUUUAGAGUCUUGCAAAUCUCUCGCAUCAGCUCUACAAAUAGAAACUUCCUCUCUGAAAUGUCUGGAUCUCAGUAACAAUGACCUGCAGGAUUCAGGAGUGGAGCAACUUUCUGUGGGACUGAAAAGCUCGCACUGUAAACUGGAAAUACUCAGAUUAGCCAUCUGUGGACUCACUGUGGAAUCUUGUAAAUCCCUUGCAUCAGCUCUGCAAACAGAAAAUUCCUCCCUGAAAGAUCUAGACGUCAGUAACAAUAACUUGCAGGAUUCAGGAGUAGAGCAACUCUCUGCUGGACUGAAGAGUUCGCACUGUAAACUGGAGAUACUUAGUUUAGCCAUCUGUAAUCUCACUAUGGAGUCUUGCAAAUUUCUCACAUCAGCUGUACAAACAGAAAACACCUCCCUGAAAGAACUGGACCUCAGUUACAAUGAGCUGCAAGAUUCAGGAGUAAACCUACUUGCUUCUGGACUGAAAAGUUCAAACUGCAAACUGAAGAUGCUCAGACUAGCUUUGUGUCAUCUUGAAGAAAAAUCUUGCAAAUAUCUGGGAUCAGCAUUAAAACUGGCAAACUCUUCCCUGAAAGAUUUGGAUCUCAGCAGCAAUGACUUGCAGGAUUCAGGAGUUGAACUGCUCUCUGAUGGACUAAAGAGUUCAAAUUGCAAACUCGAGAUACUCAGAUUGUCUGGUUGUUUGAUCACAGAGAAAGGCUGUUCUUCUCUGGCUUCAGCUCUGAGUUCAAACCCCUCACACCUGAAAGAACUGGAUCUGACAUACAACCACCCAGGAGACUCAGGGAAGAAGGUGCUCUCUGCUAGACUGAAGGAUCCAUGCUGCAGACUGGAGACACUCAGGUUGGACCAUGUUGGGAAGAUCAGAAUCAAACCAGGAAUGAGAAAAUAUGUCUGUGAGCUCACACUGGACCCAAACACAGCACACACACACCUCUCUCUGUCUGAGGGUAACAGAAGGGUGACAUGGGUGAAAGAGCAGCAGGAGUAUCCUGAUCAUCCAGAGAGAUUUGAUGUCUGGAGUCAGGUGCUGUGUAGAGAGAGUCUGACUGGACGCUGUUACUGGGAGGCUGAGUGGAGUGAGAAAGCUAUUAUAGCAGUGGCAUAUAAAACAAUCAGCAGGAAAGGAGGCCAUUAUGACUGUGGCUUUGGAGGCAAUGAAAAGUCCUGGCGUCUGCACUGCUCUAGUAACAGUUACUCUGUCUGUCACAAUAAGAAUGGAGCUUCAAUACAUGCCCCACCAUCCUGCACCAACAGAGUGGGAGUGUAUUUGGACUGUCCAGCCAGCAUUCUGUCCUUCUACAGCAUCUCCUCUGAUACACAAACACUGACCCACUUACACACAUUCCACCCCACGUUCACUGAGCCUGUCUAUGCAGGGUUUAGGCUUUAUCCUGACUCCUCGGUGUGCUUGCCUGUGUGUGAGACAGAAGAGCCUACUGAGUCCUGGAGGAAAAGCUGAGUCUUCGGGGAAAUACAAACAACUUCGUCGUCUGCUCCUAAUGACUCUCUGGACUCCCAUAAUUCCCCAGACCAACACAUCAUAGACACAUGCCCUCCAUUACCCAAACACGGACAGCUUCAUAGAAGCAAUGAAUAUUGAUUUCAUUCAUCUGUGUUUUACUGUCUAGUUUUGU
This is a messenger RNA of Colossoma macropomum (tambaqui), 2956 nucleotides long. Its product is annotated as ribonuclease inhibitor-like. Lineage: Eukaryota; Metazoa; Chordata; Actinopteri; Characiformes; Serrasalmidae. The transcript has 15 exons. The record is from RefSeq and is a predicted model, not a curated record. The coding region runs from base 283 to 2781 and encodes 832 amino acids. Gene Ontology annotation, molecular function: protein binding.